AUUCAAUUUAAAAAUUCAUUUCGAGUAUGAUCACCCAGCUGCCGAUUCUGAUUCUGCAAAUCCCCCUCGGACUCAGCUGGGUUUGACUCAGUCCCAGGAAGACAUCGCAGGACCCAGAGCAUAAGAAGCAGAAUUUUGAAUUCCUUAGGCAAAGGGACACGAAAAGCCAUUCUUCAAGUUGUAGACUUAGUUCAUACAGGGAUCCUGUUACCUAUGGCGGCCACGAAAACGUCCACCUACGACGAACAUUUCAGGCCGGAAAAAUUAAAAGAAUGGCCACAGCCAGAGUCAGUCGCUUUAAUGGAGGCAUUAGCUAGAGAAGACAUUGAUGAAGCUGUACACACAAUAUUAUUUAGAGAAAAUAAUGUCGUGAAGGUUGCAGUCCCACCAUUUCACGAUCCUCUGCCUAGAAGACAGAAAGAGACGGAUGAAGAGAGGAGAGCCGUUCUGCAAUACGAGACGGGAAAACAAUAUACCUUAAAAGAAUUGAAAGAAAUAGAGAAGGCCGGGGUGUAUGCCAAGUUGCCCCAGUUCACGUUCAGUAGACACAGGGCGGUUCCAAAGGAGCGGCAUAAAGCCUCUGCGACACCUGUGAGACACAAGCCUCGCAGUAAAUGCAGGUAAAGAUGAACUGACUGCCUGACUGAUCUUUCUACUGUCUCCAUAGUUGUGCCCUUCACAGAAUGUCACAUAGUUGGAAUCGCACAGUAUGUAGCCUUUCCCAGAUCUGACUUUAACUCCUGAGGGAUGUUUUCAGGGGAUGAAGAAUGCUAGGCUGACAGUUACUUCCUUUCAACGCGUAGCCCACUGUUGUUUACGCUUUCCUUUGAGAAGUCAGCUGCAGUCUUACUGUUGUUCCUUUGAAGAUAACUGUCUUUUUCUCUAGAUGCUUUUAAAGUUUUCUAAUUGUCUUUGAUUUUCUGCGGCUUUAACAUGUUUUUAGAUGUGGAUUUCUUUUGAUUUGGUCUACUUGGAAUUCAUGGGUCUUCUUGUAUCUGUAAAGUGACGUUUUCGUCAGUUCUGGGCAAAUACUUAAUAAAACAGGUAUAGAAGGAAAGUACUUCAACAUAAUAAAGACACAAUAAGGACAAACCCC
Pteropus alecto (black flying fox) is the source of this 1096-nucleotide messenger RNA. It is a transcript of the gene FAM228A, whose product is annotated as family with sequence similarity 228 member A. The coding region runs from base 214 to 624 and encodes 136 amino acids. The record is from RefSeq and is a predicted model, not a curated record. NCBI's taxonomy places the organism in Eukaryota, Metazoa, Chordata, Mammalia, Chiroptera, Pteropodidae. The transcript is spliced from 5 exons.